Messenger RNA from Aedes albopictus (Asian tiger mosquito), 905 nucleotides. It is a transcript of the gene PolZ2, whose product is annotated as DNA polymerase zeta subunit 2. NCBI's taxonomy places the organism in Eukaryota, Metazoa, Arthropoda, Insecta, Diptera, Culicidae. The record is from RefSeq and is a predicted model, not a curated record. Gene Ontology annotation, cellular component: zeta DNA polymerase complex. The transcript has 3 exons. Bases 149 to 766 code for a protein of 205 amino acids.
CUAACAGCUCGCAAAAGGUCAAAAGACCCGCCUUGCCCGCUUUGUUUGUGAUCGUGAUUGUUCAAAGCGCGGAAAAUUUUAGUGAUUUUCGGUUAAGCUUUAUUUUUAAAUUUUACCUAGUUAUUAGAUUAAUAUUUAUUAUUUGACAAUGAUGAACGCUUCGCUAGAAACCGACAUCGUGAUCGAGCUGGUGGAAAUCUACAUCAACACGAUCCUUUUUGCGCGCCAACUUUAUCCUGCCGGUAUCUUUCGGGAGCGACGGGCCUACAACAUCCCGGUUCAUAUCUCAAUCUUCAAACCACUGAACGAGUAUCUAGCUCGGACUCUCCGAGCCGCUCGGGAACUAAAGAAUCGCCGAAAACUACACAAAAUUGAGCUGGUCGUAUUCCGGGAAGAACCCCCAGCCGCAACCACGCUGGAGAGUUACGUGUUCGAGCUGGAAGAUCGCGACUUUUCGCUUCAAUCGGACGACAAUCUGUUGGAGCUCGAGGAGCAAAUUCGCAAGUCCUUGCUCAGCCUGGACGGCCGUUUGAAGGCGCUGAAGAAGCUUCCUUCCGAUGCCACGUUCAAGGUUCUGUUGCACACCACGGAAGCGGCCUAUGUCGCUCUGGGCAACUGUUCAAGCUUACAGAAAUUUCCGCUGGUGAAGGAUGCAAGCCAGGAGGAACGGAAGCUGGGAGUGCAGCAGCAAUCUAGCGUCCAGCUUUUGCCGGUGUCGCACACUCCGACCGUGGGCGUGCAGCUGUACGUUGAAGAGUACCUCUAGGAAUGCUGAAGAGAUUGUGUAAAUAAGAAGCAACUCUCGCACGCGUCAUCCUCGGAGUAGUGGCAGGAGGAGGAGGACACCAGCAGCAGCGGCAAGCAACAAAAGGCUUCAAAAUAGGUCAGCUUAACAGCAUUCGCUU